GUGAAGUCAGUCUUCAGCAACAUGUUCCGCGGUCUUAACGCAAUCCUCAUCGUUAUCCUGGUGCUGGCCGGUUCCUGUUGGUCGGCACCGGAGUGCGGUCCGAAUCCCGAGCAGUGCCGGGAGCACAGGAUGCACCCGGAUUUGCCGGAGCCCAAGGGCAGGACGUCGCGGGUGAUCGAGGGCGAGGACACUAACGCCUACUGGCAGGAUCAGGGCAAGAAGUUCGUCCAGGAGAAACUGGCUUCUGAGCAGAACAAACGGCAGGCCAAGAACGUGAUUAUGUUCCUGGGCGACGGCAUGGGUGUGACCACUACCUCAUCCGCCCGGAAUGUCCUGGGAGGCGAGGAGAAGUCGCUUUCCUUCGAUGGUUUCCCCUACUCCGGAUUCUCCAAGACCUACUCCGUGAACAAAAUCGUCCCGGACUCGGCCUGCACGGCCACGGCCUAUUUGUGCGGAGUGAAGGCCCAGCAGGGAACCAUCGGCGUGAACGGCCAGGUGCCCCGCUCGGACUGCAACACCAUGAUGGACGAGAACAACCAUGUCGACUCCAUCGCAAAGUGGGCGAUGGAUGCGGGCAAGUGGGCGGGUCUAGUGACCACCACCCGUGUGACGCACGCCUCGCCCGCCGGUGUCUACGCCCACACCUCGGAGCGUGACUGGGAAGGCACUUCGGACAUGGGCGAUCGCUGUCAAUCGGACACCGUCUACAAGGACAUCGCCUACCAGCUCUCCCGCGGCAAGGUGGGCAGCAAGCUCCGUGUGAUCAUGGGAGGAGGACGCAAGCACUUCACCGGACGCAGUGACGGACUCGACCUCAUCGAGGAGUUCAAGUCGCAGAGCGACAAGAACGCGUAUGUAUCCAACCUGGACGAGCUGAAUGCCGUGGACAUGACCAAGACGGACCGUCUCAUGGGACUCUUCCACGACGACCAUCUGAAGUACCGCCUGGAGAACAGCUUCGACAGCCAGCAGCCCACCCUGGAGCAGAUGACCCGCAAGGCUAUCGAGUACAUGAGCCAGAGUGAGAAUGGAUACUUCCUGUUCAUUGAGGGCGGUCGUAUUGACCACGCCCACCACUACAAUCAGGCUCGCCAGGCUCUGAACGAGACCGCCGAGUUCUCCAAUGCCAUUGCCGCUGCCAAGGAGCUGACCAGCGAGGAGGACACUCUGAUAGUGGUCACAGCGGAUCAUUCCCACGUGUUCACCUACGCAGGAUACGCAUACCGCGGUGAGGAUGUCUUUGGCAUGGCCCCGGAGCUUGGCGAGGAUGGCCUGCCUUACACCAUCCUGAGCUACUCGAACGGACCCAGCUACUCCCACUUCUACGACACGAACGAGAAGCUGCGCAAGGAUCCCAGCACGGUGGUGAAGGAGGACCGUGACUCGGAAUAUCCCUCGGGAGUGCCCAUGGGAAACGAUUCCCACGGGGGAGACGAUGUGCCGGUCUACGCCGUGGGUCCCUGGUCGCACCUGUUCACCGGGGUGUACGAGCAGAACACCAUUCCCCACAUGAUGGCCUACGCCUCUUGCGUGGGCGAUGGCCUCACCAUGUGCAGCACGUAGGAUGGACUCGAGGGCAGCAGGUCUGGAGGCAGGACUCCUCCGUGUCGUGCCAUGCCGCUCGGCCAUAACAAUUAAGUUUCGAAGCUCAUUAAAUCCGGCCAAGAAGCAAGCGGCAUUUGCAUUCGCCUGCACUUGAGUUUAUUAUGCGAA
Molecule: messenger RNA, 1713 nt
Organism: Drosophila bipectinata
Lineage: Eukaryota; Metazoa; Arthropoda; Insecta; Diptera; Drosophilidae
Product: alkaline phosphatase-like
Biological process (GO): dephosphorylation
Molecular function (GO): alkaline phosphatase activity
Source: RefSeq, a predicted model, not a curated record